AUGAUAGAAGACUUCAAGACAGCCAUGAAGAAUGAGUUUGAGAUGUCGGAUUUGGGGUUAUUGAACUACUUUCUAGGAAUGGAGAUAAAUCAACAAGAAGAAGGAAUUUCUCUGUCUCAAGAAUGUUAUGCAAAGAAGCUGCUCGAAAAGUUCAACAUGAAAGACUGCACUAGCAUGAGAACUCCUUUAGUACCUCAAGGCAAAACUCAAAGUGAAGAAAAAGAGUUUGCGGAUGCUCAAGUCUAUAGAAGCUUAGUGGGAGGUCUUCUGUACUUAACAGCCACUCGACCUGAUCUUAUGUUCUCAGCAUCUUACUUGUCAAGAUAUUUGAAGGAACCUAAAGUUAGACACUUCAAGGAGGUAAAAAGAGUACUUAGAUACAUUCAAGGAACUCUAAACCUUGGAUUGAUGUUCACUGCAGUUAAGGAGCCAAGACUGAUUGGAUAUUCAGAUAGCGAUUGGGGAUGA
Molecule: messenger RNA, 468 nt
Organism: Eutrema salsugineum
Lineage: Eukaryota; Viridiplantae; Streptophyta; Magnoliopsida; Brassicales; Brassicaceae
Exons: 1
Coding region: 1-468 (155 amino acids)
Source: RefSeq, a predicted model, not a curated record